CGUUCAUUACUUCCCAUGACGUCACGGGGUCUCGGGUAUAUAAAGGGAGAUCUGCAUGGCUCUGGGCAUAAGCGCUUUGACCAGCGCAGUGUUAAGACUCGUUCCUUCACCUCUCCAACAGCAAGCAUGAACACUCAGGAGUGGAUGUGCCUCAGACUGGUGGUGAUGCUGGCUGUGGUGAUGGUCGCCUCCCCCACCAGCGCCGUUCCUAAGAGGGUUGCCAACAGGAUGGUGCCCAGUUGGUGGUCCAGAGUUCGUAACGUCUGUUGGUCGGCAUCAGAUUGUAGUGCUGAUGAGUGUUGCGCCCGCCCCAUGCUGUCCUCCAAAGCUUACUGCAUGCCCCUGCGCGCCCGUGGCCAAGUGUGUGACGCCUCGCCCCUCAUGCUGAACAUCAACAACGGGGUGUACUUCAGCGACUGCCCCUGCCAGUACGAACCUGACCUGCGCCUCUCUGGGCAUCAAAGCCAAGCCACAAUGUGUUGACCUGCGCACCCUUGAGCUUGAUUACCGCAGAAUCUUCUCCCUAAGUGUACCCCCUACCAGCGAGAACCACUAAGAUCUUCUCCCUGAACUCUCCCAGCCUCUCCCUGUGUUCCAUGUCUUCUCUCUCUCCCUCACCGUGUCCCUCCCUCUCUCUACCUUUUCUCUCCCUUCCUCUGCUAGCGGGAUUCAUUAGAGGUUCUCAUUAACUCUCUCUUUCCUCAUUCUCUCCCUCCCUCUCCCUGCCUCUCCUUGUCUUCAUCUCUGACUCUCCCUAUCUCCUGCCUCUCUCAGCCUUAUCUUGUUUUCCUGUCUCCUUCCCUCACUCUCCCUUUGUCCCUCACUGCGUCCCUGCCUCUCCCAGCGUCUCCCAUAUUCUCUCUCUCUCUCUCUCUCUCUCUCUCUCUCUCUCUCUCUCUCUCUCUCUCUCUCUCUCUCUCUCUCUCUCUCUCUCUCUCUUACCGUGUCCCUUGCUAGAGAAUAUUUAAAUCAUCUCUAUCUCCUCUUCUCUCUCCUCUCCACCUCUCCUCUCCCAGUCUUGUCUUCUCUUCCUCUACUAUUAUCCUCCUUCCUCCUCCUCCUCCUCCUCCUCCUCCUCCUCCUCCUCCUCCUCCUCCUCCUCCUCCUCCUCCUCCUCCUCUGCCUCUACCUUCUAUUCCUCCUCUUCUAUUACUAGUACUAACCGCUUCUGCUUCUCCUCCUCCAUCCCUUCCUCCUCCUCCUCCUCCUCCUCCUCCUCCUCCUUAGCUCUUUCAAGGUCACCCUCACUUGAAGGAUUAGUAUUGUACUGUUAUGAGACCUAAUGAGGCUGGCUUCUCUCUCUCUCUCU
Messenger RNA from Scylla paramamosain (green mud crab), 1309 nucleotides. RefSeq lists its product as uncharacterized. The record is from RefSeq and is a predicted model, not a curated record. NCBI's taxonomy places the organism in Eukaryota, Metazoa, Arthropoda, Malacostraca, Decapoda, Portunidae. The coding region runs from base 16 to 483 and encodes 155 amino acids. The transcript has 4 exons.